AUGGUACUUUAUUUCGUAGGAAGAUACGAUUUCGGAGCUGGUGGAACGGAUAUGCAGGAAUUCCUUGACAUCGAAAAAUUCCUCAAAACGGCCCAAGAAGAAGAUCUCUUCGUUAUCCUACGCCCUGGCCCUUACAUCUGCUCAGAAUACGAACACGGAGGCUUGCCAAGCUGGUUAAUGAGGGAAAAGGGAAUCAGAGUGCGCACCUCUGACGAAAAAUUCAUGAUGCACGUCCGCAGAUACUUCACCACCCUUCUAACCUUGUUGACUGCUUUCCAGUUCACCAGAGGAGGUCCAAUAAUAGCCGUGCAAGUAGAGAACGAGUAUGGCAACACUGAGAAUCCAAAAGGAAAUCCACCAUUCGUACCAGAUACUGUGUAUUUAGAGGAACUGAGGCAACUGAUAAUGACUAAUAACAUAACAGAGCUACUAUUCACUUCAGAUAACCCUAUCAAACGUGAGAGUAGAGGAUCCCUUCCCAGUUUGUUCCAGACAGCAAACUUGAACGCGGAACCAGAAUUGAAGUUUGACAAACUGAAGGAGUUGCAGCAUAACAAACCCUCCAUGGCAACGGAAUUCUGGACGGGUUGGUUCAACUCAUGGUCCGAAAAACAUUAUGUAGGCAAUGUUGGGCGCUUCAACAGUACCUUCGAGAGGAUCCUGAAAUACCCUGCAUCUGUGAAUCUGUACAUGUUCCAUGGAGGCACUAACUGGGGCUUCACAAAUGGAGCCUCUAUCGGCUCUCACGGCCAACCUUCUUAUCAGUCUGACCUCACUAGCUACGACUACGAAGCACCUCUAUCAGAAAGUGGGGGUUAUACCCAGAAGUAUCAGUUGGUUAAAGAUCUCUUGGAAAUGUAUAACCCUAUCAAGACCAAAGUACCUGAUAUGCCAGUCUCAAUAGGACCUAUAGCAUAUCCAACUCUGAAACUCAAGUACUCCCUUGACUAUAAAGAUAUCGUUGCCCAAGCACCGCAAACUGUGAACAGUGAGAAUCUUGUGGCUAUGGAAAAUCUACCAAUCAAUGGUAACACAGGUCAGAAGUUUGGCUACAUCAUCUAUCGUAAAGAAUCCAUCACCAUCAACAAGGGAACGACACUCACAAUCAAAGGAUAUGUCUAUGACACUGUGAAUGUAUACGUUAAUAAUAAACUGAUCACUAAGAACGUCGUGGAUCUAGAUGGGUUUGGUUACUGGAGGCUCAAAGAUGGAAACAUCUCUUUGAGUUUGGACAAGAAACUUGAAAAUGCAACUAUCGAUUUGGUGGUUUGCAAUAUGGGUAGGAACAACAACGGUAUGGUGAAUCCCAUUGAACGGCUCAAAGGGCUAUGGCAAGGCGUUUUGUUAGAUGGGGAAGAGGUAUUAGACUGGAAGAUAAUGCCGCUGGAGUUCACUAGAACAUGGAAUAAUAAUCUAGUAGGUUGGCGCGAAUCGAAUAGCUCGAAGAGUACUUCAGUUGGAGCGAGAUUGAACAAAUUCGAAUUGGUCCUUGAACAGAAAUUCGAUACGUUUAUCGAUAUGAGCAAAUGGAAUAAGGGGAUUGUGAUUGUGAAUGGCUUCGUUUUGGGACGUUAUUGGAGAGUUGGCUCGCAGCAGAGCUUAUAUCUUCCAGCUCCUUUUCUCAAUAUAGGAAAUAAUGAGAUUACUGUAUUUGAAGAAUUUUCCUCAAAGACUGAAUUAGCUUUUUCUAAUGAUCCCAUUUACUUCAACAAUAUGACAAAUCCAUUUUAA
Messenger RNA from Phaedon cochleariae (mustard beetle), 1731 nucleotides. NCBI's taxonomy places the organism in Eukaryota, Metazoa, Arthropoda, Insecta, Coleoptera, Chrysomelidae. The record is from the annotation of a GenBank genome assembly.